AUGCACAGCAGCAAGACGGAAGAUGCCGGAGAAACGGCUUUUUCUCCCUCCUCCCCACCUCAUGGAGGUGCCAUGGAAGCUGUCGUAGAUCUGCCCGAGGCGGCCUUCAAGCAACGCCACGCAAAGAAUAGCCGAGAGAACUGCUUUGGACGCAAGAUGCUAUCAGGGCUGUGUCAAAAAUGCGGGGUGAACUAUGAGGGGUGCGAACUGCGCUGUCAGCAGUUCCUAAGCAGAGUCAAUCCAUCGUGGACCUGGAGAGAAGCUCGCUGCAUCCCGCUGGGGAAGGACACCUUGAGAAAGAUGAAGCAAACCUUCUGGCUCUCUCGGAUAAACAAAGGCCUUAUCGGGUCCGAAGGAAUAUCUCCAGCUGCAGAUUUUGUGGCCUCAAUGAAGGCUGGCUUUACGAAUCUUCGGGGCUGGGAGCGCGUUAAGGCACUCCCCUCAUUCUUUCUGUUUUUGCCCCCCACCGAUUUUUGGCUGUCAGCCAUCUCCAUUUUCGGGAUGGCGGUUGCGACGGGCAUCUUCAUGUGUGGAGCAGCCAACGCGGGCUGGAUGCUAAUGUUGUGGCUUUUCCACCUUAGCCUUGUGAGCGUCGGUCAGGAGUGGUACUUCUUAGGGUGGGAGUCGCAGCUCUUGGAAACUGGAUUCCUAAACGCCUCCUUUGCAAGCCUCCUCACCAUCGUCCCCGCAAUCAUGUGCCUAGACGACCGCUUUCUCUCUGGCCUCUUCUCUGUAAAGACUUUGGAGAGAAUGAAAGAAGUCACAAAGGGGCCUGCAGGAACGUGGUCUUGCCCAUUAAAGCAGGGGUGGCCCCUUGAUGCUCGUCUGAAAUCGCGCGAGACUCUUGACGACUCAGAGGAUCAAGCUCUAUUGGGGCCUGACGCACGGGAAAAGGAGCAGGUUAGCUUGGAGAGCGAAAAGAAAGAACGGUCUUGCUGUUGUUGGUACUGGCCCGACUUUGUCGCACUCGUCAAGCGGAGCAAAUUGCCCAAGGGGACCGUCGAUGCCAUGCGUCGGCAUAUUUCCAAGCGAUGGUGGAAGGUGGUUACUGAAAUAGUUAUUGCGGGAGCCAUCAUCACUUGCGCCUGGCGUCUAUCGGAGUUCGAGACAUACGCGGUCUGGGAGGUCAUUAGCCAGUUCUUUUUAGUGCUCCUCCAAGCGUCCUUUUCUGCAUUUGUUGCCCAAACCAAGGCAUCCUACAUCUUUACGGAGCUUGUUCUGUCGUUUGCCGUCUUUAUGAGCUUCAACAAUCUCUUCGCAUACGGCCCAGAGGUUUCGAACGUCAACUACGAUCCUUUCCAUAUUGUUAACACGUACGGGGCCUUAGGCACUGUCCACAGGAAACGAUACGAACUCAUUGUGCAAGGCACGGAUGACAGCACUGUGGAUAGUAGAACAGUGUGGAAAGAUUAUGAAUUUCAUUGCAAACCGACAAAACUGAAGCGGCGCCCUUGUUUCGAUGCCCCCUACCACCACCGUCUCGACUGGCUCAUGAGUCUACUCCCCACGGAAGACAAACAAGCUUCUAUGGCUCGCCAUCAGUGGUUUCAACAAUUUCUUAAGAAACUCCUGCAGGCUUUGCGUGCAGGACCUUGGUGGGAGAUAGACAAAAGCUCAACAGUAGUCUUUGUAGAGCCAAAUGAAGUGCCUGGAUGGCAGGCGCAUUUGGAAAGGGUACUUGAAACUCGGGCAAAGCGUCAGCGGGAAGAAGAGGAAAAAGCAAAGGCAGCUGAAGAAGCGCUUCGCCGGAAAGAAGAAGAGAAAGAGCUUAAAAAGCGCCUUGAAGCCGCAAAGAAAGCAGCAGAGGAGCUCAAGAAGAAGCAAGAGCAGGCUGAGGAAAAGCGACGAGAAGCAGAAGCUCGCCACAAAGCACAGGAGGAAGAGAGAGCCAAGGCCGCUAAACAAGAGGAGGAAAAACAACGAAAGGAAGCAGAGAGAAAAGCUGAGGAGGAAAAGCGGCGCAGAGCAGCAGAAGAAGAGGCAGCAAAGAAGGCGGAAGAAGAAGCAAAGGCCCGUGCUGAGGCCGAGAGGCUAAAAAGGGAGAAAGAGCAGAAGGAGGCAGAGGAGAGGGAGAAGGCAGAGCGAGCAAUAGCACAACAAGAGGAGAAGCGGAAGAGAGAAGAAAGAGAGCAGCAAAGACGGGCGGCAGAGGAAGAAAAGGCCCGAAAAGAAAAACUGCAGCGCGAAGCGGAGAAGAAGAGACAUGAGGAGGAGGCCAAGGAGGCAGCUAAACGACAAGAGGAGGCAAAGCUCAGGGAACAACAGGCAAAGAAAGAGGCGGAGGAGCUCGCAAAGAGGGAAGCAGAGUUGGAAGCACAGCGUCAGAAGCGUCGCCAGCUUGUCGAGUCUCUGUUGAAGCAUCCUGUAGGGGGAGUGCCGCUCAGAGAGGCCCCUCACCUCUCCAAAAGAGGCCGCCGCCACAGAGCGCAACAGUAG
This is a messenger RNA of Cyclospora cayetanensis, 2436 nucleotides long. RefSeq lists its product as uncharacterized. NCBI's taxonomy places the organism in Eukaryota, Apicomplexa, Conoidasida, Eucoccidiorida, Eimeriidae. Bases 1 to 2436 code for a protein of 811 amino acids. Gene Ontology annotation, cellular component: endoplasmic reticulum membrane. The transcript is spliced from 10 exons. Gene Ontology annotation, biological process: protein maturation. The record is from RefSeq and is a predicted model, not a curated record.